Molecule: messenger RNA, 367 nt
Organism: Psylliodes chrysocephalus
Lineage: Eukaryota; Metazoa; Arthropoda; Insecta; Coleoptera; Chrysomelidae
Source: the annotation of a GenBank genome assembly
CGAAAGAUGCUUGUCAUACCGAUGAACAAGAUAGCCGGUCUCUGCCUCGUCUUAGUGCUCCUGAGAAACCGACACCACGAGAAUGGGAUACACGCCAUCAUCCACUACAAUAAUGUUUGAUACGUAUACUCAUCGUUUCUGGUUUCAACGGCUUUGUGGAAAUCGAUGCUCUGUAUUAUAUUUUCGAAUUAAAAAUAUUACCAUUAUGUUGACAUCUUCUGAAGGUAAUUGCAGGGUAAUACUGUCACCUUCACUAUUUUAUUCACUGAGAAAGUACGCGUUUACGCUGUAGACACAAACAAUACGAUCAAUAUAUUCUUCUCACAGCCCUCUGUAAAGAGUAUUAUAAGUUUAAUUAAGAGAAACC